Molecule: messenger RNA, 1635 nt
Organism: Trypanosoma conorhini
Lineage: Eukaryota; Euglenozoa; Kinetoplastea; Trypanosomatida; Trypanosomatidae
Product: putative tyrosine phosphatase
Exons: 1
Biological process (GO): dephosphorylation
Cellular component (GO): cytosol
Molecular function (GO): phosphatidylinositol-3,4,5-trisphosphate 3-phosphatase activity; phosphoprotein phosphatase activity
Source: RefSeq, a predicted model, not a curated record
AUGGGGCCAUCAAACACGAAUGCAGAAGGAAGCGCCGAGCGGGAGUCGUAUGAUGCGCCCCGCCGACUUUCUGCGUUAGGCCUGCGCGGCGACACGAGUACGCGUUUACGCAAAAAGGAAACCCGUGGCGAGGUGGGAAUCGUUAGAGCAGGGGGAGCCCCAUCUGUACCUCAGAGAAGUGGCGUUGCGCUGCCGCAAGUGUCGCUGAGCGACUUGGACGAGCUCGUGGGCGAGGAAUACAGCGAGGCGGCGUUGCCCGAGGACGUGGAUGCGACGAAGGGGCAAGAGGCAACAAGAAGUCGAACUGGCGUUGCUCAGAACGUUCUCUCCACCACUGUGCGGCGUAUGGCAAGAACCCGUGAAAUGACGGAGGAGCUGCGUUUGGCAAAGAGGCAGUUAAUGUCCCUCAUGGGGGCAAAGUCGCGGACCACGGCGCCCUCGCCGGAAGAAGUGGAUGAUGCCAGUGCCUCUGCUGCGAUGCCACUGGGUGUAAAUGGCGACGGCGACGAGUUGUCAGGGUGUAUUAAUGAAAAUGAGGAUUUUCUGCUCUUGCACGUGGCGGAGGAGGAGGAUCUUGUGUCGCGGCGUACAGUUGUUAGCAAUAGUUUUGCCCUCUUACUCAGUCAAAACCCCGCGCUGGCGAUGAUGCGUUCAAGGGUGAGCCAAUUGAAGCGCCGCUAUAAAAAAGAUGGAUUUGAUCUUGACUUAACCUACAUCACCUCGCGGGUGAUCGCCAUGGGUUUUCCUGCAUGGGGGGCGGAGAAGUAUUACCGUAAUCCCAUUGAUCAGGUAGAAGGUUUUCUUGAGGGCAAACACGGAGGCCACUAUCGUAUUUACAACCUGUGCUCUGAGCGACCUGAGUAUGAUUCUCCGAAGCGGUUUCAAGGGAAGUACAGGCGUUUUCCGUUUGAGGACCAUCAUGUUCCGUGCCCUAUAAGUCUUGUGCUGGAUUUCGUCCGCGAUGCCACAUCGUUUUUAGAGAAGGACGCAAAAAACGUCGUGGUAGUACAUUGCAAGGCGGGGAAAGGCAGAACAGGAGUUAUGGUUUCGUGUCUGUUACGGUCGCUUGAUCCUGUUCGUAUUCCUGAUGCGAAGGAGGCGUUAAGCGUCUUUGGUAAGGCACGCACGUUCGACGGCCUUGGUGUAACCAUCCCCUCACAACGUCGGUACGUGCACUACUAUGACCGCAUCGUGCAGGAGUUUGGGGGGAAUCUCCCACCGUUUCGUCUACGAAAACUAUACCAGAUCACCAUUGAUUCCAAUAUCAAAUCAUCAGGCCAGGUGGAAGUGUACUUCACCGUGGAAGAGGACGGUGCUUUAAAAAUAGACUCUCGUAAGGUGUUUCCCGGACGACCCAAAAAGGAUCCCAAAGGGUUUCUUUUUUUCUUCGAGGAGGAGCCGACUCUCGGGGGCGACCUACGGUUUACUUUCUAUCAGCGUCGUAGGCUGGGCAAUGAGGAACUCUUUCAUUUUUGGCUAAACACCUCUCUUUGUAGUAAUUACGAGCGACUGUCUCUUACGGACCGCCAAUUGGACGGACGGCCCUCCAAGGUAAAGUCUGAAGAGCACUUUUUGCCGGGACCUGGCGGUAAAUGUGCUUUUUGUGGAUUAACCCUGCGACCUUGGCGACGACCA